UCAAGCUCUAUUGUCCACCUAUGGGUCGCGGAAAGAAGAGCAGCAAAGCUCCCACCUCUAGAGAUGCUGUAGUCUUAUCGGCAGGGGACAUCCUUACCGCCGCUCGGGAGUUGAAGGAGCUGCCCGUCCUUCUCGGAGCAAAUACCACCUUCCACAGGGGGACUAAGCUGUCCAAAGGGCUUCUGGACAGAGUCAUUGACAUCACGAGGGAGAAUAUGAAAACCUCGUAUGAUGCAGCACUUGGCUGGGCUAACUGGGACGACCAUGUCAAACGUGAAGAGAUGUCUCAUAAGCACUCGCGCUUCCUCUUGAGAUGGAGGGAAGGCAAAUCUGGUUCGGCAAGAACCGCUGAUGACCUCGUUGCAUUCGUACACUUCCGCUUUGAACGGGCAGAUGAUGACGACCAGCAAUCCGUAUUGUACGUUUAUGAGAUUCAAGUAGCGUCUCCUUAUCAACGACAGGGGAUUGGGGGUGAACUUAUGCAGCUGGUAGAAGCAAUCGCCUUGCAGCUAGGCAUGGACAUUGUCAUGCUCACCUGCCUGAAGAACCGUCCACAAGGUCUAGCAUUUUACAAGACUAAGUUGGAGUACACACUGCAUCCUUCUAGUCCUGAGCUUUGUGGUCAGCCGAAUCCAGCAUACGAGAUACUAUACAAGAGAAUGAGGCCUCAACGUGAAGCAACGUCACAUAAUUGAGUUACCCUGUGCAUU
Messenger RNA from Perkinsus marinus ATCC 50983, 710 nucleotides. RefSeq lists its product as hypothetical. Lineage: Eukaryota; Perkinsozoa; Perkinsida; Perkinsidae. Gene Ontology annotation, molecular function: histone H2A acetyltransferase activity; histone H4 acetyltransferase activity; protein N-terminal-serine acetyltransferase activity. The transcript has 6 exons. The record is from RefSeq and is a predicted model, not a curated record. Gene Ontology annotation, cellular component: nucleus. The coding region runs from base 21 to 695 and encodes 224 amino acids.